Messenger RNA from Dermacentor silvarum, 3212 nucleotides. RefSeq names its product peroxisome assembly protein 12 (gene Pex12). The record is from RefSeq and is a predicted model, not a curated record. Bases 1 to 981 code for a protein of 326 amino acids. Gene Ontology annotation, molecular function: protein binding; ubiquitin-protein transferase activity; zinc ion binding. Gene Ontology annotation, cellular component: peroxisomal membrane; peroxisomal importomer complex. The transcript has a single exon. NCBI's taxonomy places the organism in Eukaryota, Metazoa, Arthropoda, Arachnida, Ixodida, Ixodidae. Gene Ontology annotation, biological process: protein import into peroxisome matrix; protein monoubiquitination.
AUGGCGGAGUACGGGGCCCAUUUGGCGACUAAUUUGGCACAAAAUCCGUCGAUAUUCGAAGUCCUCGCCCAGGAAAACCUCGCCCGAGCACUUAGGAACGCGCUGAGGCAUCUAAUCUCCUACUUCGCUGACCUGCGUAGCGGAAAGCGGCCUCGCAGAUCGUGGCUCAAGGCUCACCGCGACGAACUGGUGACGCUCGCCGACCUCUCGGUUCAGCUUUACCACCUUGCUCGCUACGCGAGUUCCUUUUCCGAGCACUUCUACGGCCUUCGACGGGUAGCUAGCACGACAGGCGACGCUGCGUUGAAGCGAAGUCACGUUCUAAAGUCCUUAGCGUCCCUCGUGCUGCUUCCGUACGUGCGCACAAAGCUAGACGUACUCGUCUUCGAUGAGGAGCCCCGGGGAGAGAGCGUAGGCUGGAUAAGCAAGCUGCGCCGAGUCUACCCGGCGAUCUCGCUAGCUUGCGAAGCAGCCUCGCUGUCUUUCGCGCUGUUUUACGCGGUCGGCAAGUCUUCCGUGCAUUCGCCCACGCUCUCGCUGUCGUCGGUGCGCCUGGAAGUGGCUCCGAACGUGCCGGUGUCGCCGGACCCCAACGCGGGCAGGGCAGUGCGCGUGUUGCGCGGAGUCGCCGACGCCUUCUCCGCCACCCUGGCGACGGCGGCUUUCCUGUUGCACUUCGUCGACUGGUGGAAUUCGCAGAGGAAAGGCAGCCUGGUCGCGGAGCCGCCAGUGCCCGCACCGCCGCUCUCCGACGAGCGGUCGGAACAGAGCGACGGUGCGGCGCCGCAGUCUUUGAUGCGGUGCGGUCACUGCCCGCUAUGCCUGAAGGAAAUCGCCACCCGCGCCGCCGUGCUGACCACGAGCGGCUACGUGUUCUGCUACGACUGCAUCAGGACGCACUUGUCGAGCGGCCGCACUACGUGCCCCGUCACGGGCUACCCGUCGUCGCACGAGAACGUUGUGCUUCUGGUCGGCCAGUAAGCGGAGCCAAGCCCGAAAGGAACAAGACGUCUGCGAAUAGUGACGUCAGAGUAGCCUUUUCGGACAAGCCGCUCAAUGUGCGGACGUGCGUGUUUGACAUUCGACCUCCUGCUGAGGCAGUCACGGCUGCACCAAGUCGAAACUGCCCGCACCACUGUUACGAGGAGCGCCUGAGCCAGCUUUCGUGUCUGUAGACGGAUAGGAGUGUGUGAUGCAGCAUUUCAGACUUGCGAAGUUAAGCGUGACACCCGAAUGCAGAUUUGAAGCUGACACAAGAUGGAAUGAGGACAUUGCAGAUGCUUUUCAGUGUCUACACUCUGCGCAUAGUCUAGCUGUGCACCGUCAUUUGUGCCCGGUGUGCAAAGCCUGUACUGCCUAAGCCACCAGUGCUGAAAGUUCUAAUAUGUUCACCGAAGUGAUGUUGCUAGAUGGGGACAUGUCGUCACACAAGUGCAUCCUGCAACUGUGUGUGCCUGCAUGUUGAUAAGUGUAUUGUUUGUUGUUAGUGAAUUGUGAAUUACAACACUUAAUGUCAUUCCUUUUAUCUGUGUACUGUGUUGCCCCUGCCUAGUGCAGUGUUUUCAGGCACGCAUUACGCUACUUUCUGCUAACGUUUUUUCAGCCUUUUAAGAAAAGCAGUCAGUGCGACUGCUAACGUAGAUGCGAUCCACAAUGGUAGCUAUGGCAUUUUGCUGUCGAAUAUGAGGCAGUCAAUCUGAUUCCCAGUUGUGGCAGAUAGUAAAAAUUCCCAUACACCUAAAUUUAGGCACACACUACAAGGCCACAGCUGGUCAUAAUAAACCCAGAGCCCGAUGCUGUAGCUUUGCGACGCUAAGCCCCAUUAAAGUAGAUGCGAAAGUGGCAUGUUUAUCGAUGCAAAUCAAGCAAUAAGUUUGCGAUAGUAACAUUGCCUCAUCAACGAUGACAUGAGCACAGAACGUUAGUUUCUCAGUUACCAACAUUAUUGAUAGGCAGACCUCACUUGAAAAUUUAAAUUAAAUUAUGGGGUUUUACGUGCCAAAAUCACCAGAUGAUUAUGAGGCACGCCGUAGACGGGGACUCCGGAUUAAUUUGGACCACCUGGGGUUCUUUAACGUGCACCUAAAUCUAAGUACACGGGUGUUUUCUGCAUUUCGCCCCCAUCGAAAUGUGGCCAGGAUUCGAUCCGGCGACCUCGUGCUCAGCAGCCCAACACCAUAACCAUUGAGCAACCAAGGCGGGUCGACCUCAUUUGAAUAGCUGAUUAGUGGGUUUCGUUGAUUCAGUCGUAAUACCUAGGAAAAGAAUGAAACAACACAUUUUUCUUUGUCAGGACUUACUCUUGUGGUCCAAAAUUGACAUUUUGUAAACGUCAGCCUUUGAAAAUCAAACAAUUUCUGCUCCCAUUUUUGUUGGCACAUUAUAUUCGCCGAGAAUGCCAUUAGCAAACAUUAGCCUGCUGGGAUAUGACAUGGGUUACUUCAAUGCCCAAGAGAUGACUCGAGACAAGUGUGUGGAGGAUCGUAUGAGGGCAAGCGUGGCUAUGUGCCUCACAACUAUAAUUUACUGGUUUUAAUAAAUUGACUUUAGAUAUCAGACACCCACCUCUGCACUCAGAUCAAGGUGCAUUACAUACACGAGGAUGUGACAAACAAUGAACAUAUUUCAUGCAAAGUCUGCACUCGAGUUGCUUGCAUAAAAAUGUGAGAGUACAAAAAUUUUGCAAACAGUGCAUUUUGAUUCAACACUGAAGAAGUUCAUAGCUGUGCAUUUGUCAUCGAGGUAUAUGCCUCUGGCAUAACUUCCAGUGCACACAUGAUCCCGCUUCACAGGUCGAUGAAUCGAUGAGCUGGCCACAGCUUGUAGGUGACUUCGUUCCUUAUCAUAUUGACGGGGCUGCAAGCUUGCAUGAUAACGCUGCGAUUUUAUCCUAGGAUGCUGCCUUUUCACAUGUCCAUCGCAGUAUGCGUUUCGCAGUUUCCUACAAGAAGGUGUAACAAGUUGUCAGAAACAAUGGACAGUUGGCAAUAGUAGUACAAUUGUGGGAUUAAGAAAACACACACACAAAAAGCUGCAAAUGUCUUAAAACGUUCUGGGUGGUCAUGCAUGACAGUUGCUCAAAUGCGCAGUUGGCAUAGAACACAAGUUAUCCCACCAACUUUCGAAUUUAUUUCCUUUUUUUUUUUUUUUUUACUAAUAGAAAAUUAUCAUAUUAACGCAAAAUAAAGCACCCUAUAAGUUUAGGCAUCCCA